Entamoeba invadens IP1 is the source of this 1374-nucleotide messenger RNA. Its product is annotated as protein kinase, putative. Gene Ontology annotation, molecular function: ATP binding; protein kinase activity. The record is from RefSeq and is a predicted model, not a curated record. The transcript has 2 exons. Gene Ontology annotation, biological process: protein phosphorylation. Lineage: Eukaryota; Evosea; Mastigamoebida; Endamoebidae. The annotation marks the transcript as partial.
UUCACUUGUGUUGCUUGCGAACGGAAGUUGUCUGUUUGGUGGGUCAUUCUUGUUGCGGUUUUGUUUUUACUUAUUGUGUUAUUUGUUCUCAUCUUGCUGAUUGUUAUUUUAACAAAAAUCAUAUUCAACAAAUAUCAUUCACAUGAAAUUGUAAAGACAACAACACUCUUUGCAAUGAAUAAAUCCAACAUCAAUUUUGUUUUUCUCCAAGGCGGUGUUUGUGUUUCUUCAAAUUUAAUAGACUUAAAUUCGGACAUCGAACAGAUUGAAGUCAAUGUAGAGACUCGGCAAUUACUAUGUGUUGGAAACACAAACAAAAACGCCAUCAAAACACAAUUUACAAUAUCAUCUAACAUCACAAAGUUUACAAUUCGUGUUGAUCCAGAGGUUUUUACACUUAAAAGUGGCUAUGCGUGUGAGUUUUCUAUAUAUGUCAAGCCAUUGUGUUCUUGCAAAAUUAACAGCACAAUUCAUUUGGUUUCCAAAAAUUUAAAAACAAAUGAAGAAAAAUACAACGAAAUUUUGCUUGUUGGUGUGACACAACAGACUACUCGAAUUGAUUACGAUGAAUUAAUUGAAGAUGAGAAACUUGGCGAAGGAUCCUUUGGUAUUGUCUACAAAGGAAAUUAUAGAGGAAAUGUUGUUGCAAUCAAAAAGAUGAAAACUGCUGUUGACAAUGAUGAUUCGAUGGAUGAAUUUGACAAUGAAGUGACAAUGCUUGAUAAGUUUAGGUGUGAGUAUAUUGUUCAUUUUUAUGGCGCAGUGUUUAUACCAAGCAAGGUGUGUAUGGUAACAGAAUUUGCACAAUAUGGAAGUUUACAAGACUUAAUGAAACACAAAACAAGUGAUGAAAUUAAUAUCAAAUUGCGAGUCAAAUAUAUGAUAGAUGCAGCAAAAGGUGUUUCAUAUCUACACGAAAACGGGAUCUUACACAGAGACAUCAAACCAGACAACAUUUUAAUAUUUUCAAUUGAUAUAAACGAAAAAACGAAUGCAAAAUUGACUGAUUUUGGGUCAUCAAGAAAUAUCAAUAUGAUGAUGACUAAUAUGACAUUCACUAAAGGAAUCGGAACACCAAAGUAUAUGGCGCCUGAAGUUUUGAACAAAGAAUAUUACAAAAAAGGCGCAGAUAUCUAUUCAUUUGGUGUGACGUUAUUUGAAUGUGUCACAUGGAAAAACCCAUAUCCUAAAGAACAGUUUAAGUUUGCAUGGGAUAUCGUCGACUUUGUUGUGAGUGGAAAACGCCUGAAAAAGCCGGCUAAUUUGAAUGACAACAUAUACAACAUUGUUAAUGAUAUGUGGUGUCAAGACGUUCGCAAACGAAUAGAAAUGAAUAAUGUUGUGUCAAAACUUGAAUGUAUAAAUGCAUUUUAA